AUGCCCGGCGCAGCACCAGACAUCAGCCUGGUGGCCUUAAACACCCAGGGCCACGGGCUAGAUACCGCCAGCAAGGCAGUCUCAACACGUUUUGCCCAGGAGAGUUCCAACUUAUCUGGAUCAAAGUUUAUCAAGUCAACCCCACAUAGGUCCACGGACAGCCACUCCAGCUCAAGUGUAGACGAGCCAGCUGAAGCCUACAAUGUCGGUGCUUUCUCAAGGUCGCCUUCGUUCUACAAGGGCGCGCAGUGGACAGCCGACGGUACGACUAUCAUAGCAUCCACAUAUCACAACCAGAUCUGCAGCUUCGUCAUCCCCUCGGAUCUGCUCGAGCCCAGGGAACACCCUCUCACCCUUAGCCCUCAGAAAAUUCUUGAUCUGCCAGAGACAACCAAUGUCUUCUCACCAGCGCCUUACUUCGCCCUAGAAAACCCUGACAGCCAGCACGUGCUCGUCGCCUGCCGUGAUCACCCAAUCCAGAUAUUCCGAGCUCUUCCAGCUACACUAACCUCAGGCGACGACCACAGCUCUCUGUUCUCGUACCGUCUAGUCUCGCCACAGACAGAGGCAUACCUCCCUGUGCACUCACUUGUCUGGCCAUGGCCCAAUUCGACAUCCAGCUCGUCCUUCUUCGUCGGCAGUAACAACCUCAUCGCACAGUUCGAUCUCCACCGUGUAGGUCAGGGGCCCCAACAAGUGGUCCACACCAUCCCCUCCAAGCGGCAUAUAUCCAAAGGCAAUGGUGUCGGCAUGCGCGGGAUGGUAUCUGCGCUGUCCAUGCAGAACGAUGAGAACUGUAUGCCCACGGGACUACUCGCAGCCGGCACCUGGACACGGUGGGUAGGACUGUACGAUUUUGCUCGAGGGGGCGAGCGUGUAGCAAAUUGGAGCGUCGCCGAGGCUGCUGCUUCUGCGGUUCUCCAGGAUCCUUUACCAGAUUCUCAACAGUCUUGCUUUUCAACACAACGCAAGACGUCCAGAGGCAGGAAAAUACCAAUCGCAGGCAUAGGCGGUGCUGGCAUCAACCAAACAGCCUGGUCACCUGACGGGCGAUACCUUCUGGUGAACGAGCGGCAGUCCACCGGUAUCUUGAUUUACGAUGUGCGCGUGACAAACAAGAUGCUCGGCUUCCUGGCCGGUCGCGACGCCCUCACCCAUCAAAGGCUGGAUCUCACCGUGUACCCAGACUCGGAGGGCGUGGGCGGCUUUGAGGUCUGGGCUGGCACGAGAGGCGGAACGGUCAAGGUGUGGCAGGGCGUCGGCCAUGACGAAGGCUGCAUUUGGCCGUCCUGGGACUUCUCGACCAAGGACGAAAACACUCCCGAGGACAAACCUGCACGCUCGCCUGUGGGCAGCGUGUCUCUCCACAAGUAUGGGUCUGUCGUUGCAACCUGCACUGGAGGCUGGAGGAUUCCUGGAGAAGAAGGUGAUGAGGAAACCUCUAUUUCGUCUUCAUCUUCAUCCUCAGCUAGCGACACCUCGAGUGAUGAAUCGGAUACCUCAUCGCUGCUGGACUGCUCAUCCGAGCCGAAUGUGCUAGCCAAAGGAGUCCAAGAAGCAACUAUGGACAACUCGCUCGUGGACGAAUCGUCCGGAAACCAGCAGAUUUCCUGGAAAUGGGAAAUCUCGUGCAGGUAA
This is a messenger RNA of Diaporthe amygdali, 1638 nucleotides long. RefSeq lists its product as uncharacterized. Lineage: Eukaryota; Fungi; Ascomycota; Sordariomycetes; Diaporthales; Diaporthaceae. Gene Ontology annotation, molecular function: protein binding. The record is from RefSeq and is a predicted model, not a curated record. The transcript is spliced from 3 exons. The coding region runs from base 1 to 1638 and encodes 545 amino acids.